AUGGAAUUCAUCUGGAAGACUGCCAAGACUGCAUGGGAUCAAUACAACUACGCUAGUAACCUCAAAGAGAAUCUUGAUGUUAUGAAAACCCAAAUGCAAGAGUUAAGAACCCAGGCAUCCGAUGUAAAGAUUGAACUGAACAUGGCAGAGGUAAUGCAUGGAAAAAAGCCAAAGGGAGAGGUGAGUUUAUGGCUGGAAAAUGUGGAAAGGAUUACAAGCCAAAUGACCACAACAGAAGAGGAUUAUAAAGAAGUAGGGAGAGAUUUCUUACGCUCACGUGUAGCAUUGGGAAAGCUUGUCAUAAAGAAAAUUGAAGAGGUGGUGAAGAUUAGGGAGAAAAGUCGAUUUUCAGAAGGGUUAUUUGGCAAUCUAUUACCUGAAAUGGGAAGUGUGCCCACAACAAAACUAGUGGGAAGAACGACAGCUGAAAGAAAUUUGAAAAAGAUUUGGGAGUCUUUGAUGGAUGAUGAAGUGAGAAUUAUUGGUGUCUAUGGCGUGGGGGGCAUGGGCAAGACGACCAUCAUGACCCACAUCCACAAUAGAAUACAGAGUUCUGGAAAAUUUGGCAUUGUCAUAUGGGUAACCGUGUCUCACAAUGCUAAUAUUGAGAUACUGCAAAAAGGUAUUGCACGAGCAAUAGGAUUGAAACUUUCCUAUGAAGAGGAUAGAAUGAGAAGGCCAAUGAAAUUGUUUCAGGCUCCGAAGAGUAGGGAGAAGUUCGUUAUCAUCUUAGAUGAUAUGUGA
Messenger RNA from Magnolia sinica, 744 nucleotides. Its product is annotated as disease resistance protein RFL1-like. The transcript has a single exon. The record is from RefSeq and is a predicted model, not a curated record. Gene Ontology annotation, molecular function: ADP binding. Bases 1 to 744 code for a protein of 247 amino acids. NCBI's taxonomy places the organism in Eukaryota, Viridiplantae, Streptophyta, Magnoliopsida, Magnoliales, Magnoliaceae.